Brassicogethes aeneus is the source of this 508-nucleotide messenger RNA. NCBI's taxonomy places the organism in Eukaryota, Metazoa, Arthropoda, Insecta, Coleoptera, Nitidulidae. The record is from the annotation of a GenBank genome assembly.
UGGCAAUAACCGCGAUACAAAAGUUUAUUUUCUUUAGUUCCUUGUUUUAUUAUGUUUACUGUGUUACCGACAUGUCGGAGGAAACAUGCGAAACCAUACCGUCAGAUUUGCACCUAACAAAAGAGGAAUACGAUGAACUAGGUAGGCUGCAAAGAACUUGUAAUGGCGAAAUAGCAGUUAAUAAAUGCGAGGGAUCCUGUAAAAGUCAAGUGCAACCAUCUGUAAUAACGCCAACAGGAUUUUUAAAGGAGUGUUACUGUUGCCGCGAGAGCUACUUGCGUGAAAGAAUAAUAACUUUAACGCACUGCUACGAUCCUGAUGGUGUUAGAUUGACAGGAGAAAAUAAUAAUGCAAUGGAUAUUAAGUUAAAAGAACCGGCAGAGUGCAAAUGUUAUAAAUGCGGCGAUUUCAGCCGAUAAUUUGUUAUUUUAACUAUGUUAAUUUAUAUUUUCUACAUUAAAUUUGUUGUAAAUGCUUUUUGUAAAGAUUUUUGUAAAAGAUAUGGCAG